UCCCUUCCUCUAUUCGCUCCCCACCUCCGUUCCCUCCCCUCUUCCUUCGCAGUCCCCCGCUUCGGAUCGCUUCACCUACGCCGCCCCGGCGCUGCGCACGGUAGUGCCACUCCGCCGACGGAAUCCCAGCCAUCGUCCCUGGACCUCGGAAGCCGCGUCCGCCGAUGGCGUCCCCCGCGGGGAACCCCAACCUCUUCAGGCCUCCCAAUGCUAACCCUAUCACCGGCCCGUCGCCGUUCCCCCAGCCUUCCUCCUACCCUCCCCCUCCGCCGUCGUACCCCUCUCCGCCGCCUCAUGGUGCGUUCUCCUACCCUCCCACCACCUCUCCGUUCCACCGCCACCCCUUCCUCCUCUACCCCCCGGACACCCUCCACCGGCCCGCCAUUGCCCACGCCGCCGCCGGCACUCAUCCCCCCAACCCUAAUUCCGUCCCCAGCACCAGCCCUAACCCUAUCUCCAACAACAACCCCGGCGCCCGCCUCAUGGCGCUGCUGAAUCCUCCUACCUCCCAGUUCGAAUCCGCCGUCUCGAUGCCGGCCCCUUCGACCAUGCCGUUGGAGUUGUCGCCUCCCGCAAACGCGGUCGCCCUGCGUUCCGCCCCCUUCACGCUGGCGGUCGUUCAGCCGGUGCCGGCGAGGUUGCCGAGCAGCAAGCAACCUCGGGGACGGCUACUGGGAGGCGGACACACGUGUGCGUACGAUGUGGACUCUAGAUUGCUGGGCGAGUCGCAGCCACCACAGCUCGAGGUCACGCCGAUUACCAAGUACACAUCAGAUCCGGGCCUUGUUUUGGGCCGUCAGAUUGCUGUCAACCGAACGUAUAUAUGCUACGGUCUCAAGCUUGGGGCCAUUCGGGUGCUCAACAUUAACACAGCAUUGCGAUCCCUGCUCAAGGGGCACUCUCAGAGAGUUACGGAUAUGACUUUCUUUGCUGAAGAUGUUCACCUUUUGGCAAGUGCAAGCAUUGAUGGAAGGGUUUUUGUAUGGAAGAUUGAUGAAGUUCCUGAUGAGGAAAAUAAGCCACAGAUAACUGAAAAAAAAAUAAUUGCUGUUCAGAUUGUAGGAAAUGGAGAGUCUUAUCAUCCACGGAUCUGUUGGCACUCUCACAAGCAAGAAUUUUUGUUUGUUGGAAUCGGAAAUCGUGUAUUAAAAAUUGAUUUGAUCAGAAUUGGAAGAGGAAAAGAAUUUUCAGCAGAGGAACCUCUCAAAUGUCCUGCUGAGAAGCUAAUUGAUGGGAUCCAACUUGUCGGUAAACAUGAUGGAGAUGUAACAGAUUUGUCCAUAUCCCAGUGGAUGAUAACCCGAUUAGUGUCAGCAUCAAAAGAUGGCACGGUAAAGAUCUGGGAAGAUCGCAAAGCAGUGCCCCUUGCUACGUUGAGGCCACAUGAUGGUGAACCUGUUAAUUCAGUUGCAUUUAUGGCAUCACCACACCGUCCUGAUCACAUCAAUCUUGUCACUGCAGGCCCAUUGAAUCGGGAAGUGAAACUAUGGGCUUCUACCAGUGAAGAAGGUUGGCUCUUGCCUGGUGAUUCUGAAUCUUGGCAGUGCACUCAGACCCUGGACUUGAGAAGUUCCUUAGAACCUCAUCUUGAGGAUGCAUUUUUCAACCAGAUUGUAGUCUUACCUCAAGCAAAUCUGAUAGUUAUUGCAAAUGCUAAGAAGAAUGCUAUAUAUGCUGUGCAUGUAGACUAUGGCCCAUGCCCAGCUUCCACACACAUGGACUACAUAGCAGAUUUUACUGUCACAAUGCCUAUUUUGAGUCUCACUGGUACAAAUGAUUUCCUUGCUGAUGGGGAACAAGUGGUUCAGAUCUACUGUGUGCAGACGCAGGCUAUUCAACAGUAUGCGAUGGAGCUGAACCAGUGUUUACCACCACCAACUGCUAAUGCUCGUUUGGCAGAAAAUCCUUUAUAUCAUGCUUUUAAGACUCCUAGCUCGGAAACACUCUCCGAGUUAGAGGCAUUUCAUGGGCCUCCUGUCAAUACUCCUUCAGCAAUCAAUGCUUCACCAAGAGAACAGCUUUCGGUUAGCAGUACUAGAGGUGCAUCAUCAGCCCCAUAUUCUAUAGAUUCAGUUUCUUCUGAGGUCAUGAAAGUACCUGAAUUGUCCACAUCAAAACCUGAAGCCAAGACAGAUGUUCCUCCACUUGCUGAGAAAGAUAUUGAUGUUCAAUAUGUCUCUUCUUCUGUUCCUGUGAAUCUAGACCUUGCAGGACGAUUAGCUGGUCUGAGUGGUCCACGUAAAGCUGAACAUGGAUCACCACUUGUUAACAAUGUUGUGGAUCAUCCUGUUUUUGAUUAUUCAGUUGACAGGAGAGUGGAUUCUCUUGUGGCAACUGCACCUGAUAUGCCUCCCACAAAUGAUAACUUGAGAAAGGAUGAUCCUAUAUCUGGACCAAAUGAUCCUUCUAAGGUGUUGAAUCCUCUCUUGUUGCUUAAGCUUAAUGGAAACACAACACACUUAAUUACUCCUUCAGAAAUCCUAUUAGGUGUCAUAAGUUCCUCAGACAUUAGCCAUGUCAUUCAAGUCCCAUUAGGUCAGAAAGUUCAGGUUCUAGAUACAAUCAUAAAUAAUAAUAUCAAGAGUCAAGAGGUGGAAGUAAAAGUUGCAGGCAAGGGGCGAUCAGGUCAGAAAGAGGAUUUUGAUACUCAUAAAGUGCCACAAUCUGUUACCAUUGAGGAUAAAGAGAGACCCUUCCAAACUUUAGAAGCAACAUUAGGGGUGGACCAUGAGAGUUCCAUGGUGCUAGAAACUUGCACUAUGAGAGAAUCUUGCCUGGUUGAUGACACUGCUGAGACAAUGGAUCAGCCUCCCAGUACUCUCAAGGUAGAUGUUGAAUACAAGAAGAGGGAUAUGCCUGAAAAAGAAUCUGAUGUGACUGCCAUACCUCAAUCUCUUUCAGUUGCUAAAGGGAAGAAGCAAAAAGGAAAAGAGCACCAUAUGACUGACCUUUCAUCCCCUUCUUUGAGUCCUUUUGACUCUAAUGAUUCUUUAAAUGAACCAGAGAGAAGCUCUGUGGUUCCUUCAACCGAUGCUGUCAUUCCUCAGAUUCUUGCUCUACAGGAAACACUGAACCAGCUCAUGAACAUGCAAAAGGAAAUGCAGAAGCAAAUGGGUGUAAUGUUGGCCGCUCCUAUCGUGAAUGAAGGCAAAAGAUUGGAGACGGCAUUAGGAGGGUGCAUGGAAAAAGCUAUCAAGGAAAAUGCAGAUGUUCUAUGGGCUCAUUUUCAAGAGGAAAAUUGGAAACAUGAGCGGGUUGCAAAGGACCAGAUGCAGCAGCUAACGAAUCUGAUCACCAACGUCAUGAACAGGGAUUUGCCUGUCAUGUUGGAGAGGACAUUGAAGAAGGAAAUUUCUGCAGUAGGGCCUACUGUCGCACGGGCAAUUACACCAGUUAUUUCUUCAGUUAUCACUGAGUUAUUUCAGAAAGGAGUUGGUGACAAGGCAGUGAAUCAAUUGGAGAAAUCUAUUACUGCAAAGCUGGAAGCUACAAUGUCUAGGCAAAUCCAAACACAGUUUCAAACAUCUGGAAAGCAAGUUCUUCAGGAUGCUUUAAGGUCUUGUGUGGAGUCCUCAGUGGUUCCUGCAUUUGAGAAAUCUUGCAAAACAAUGUUUGAGCAAGUAGACAGUGCAUUUCAGAAAGGAAUGAAUGAACAUACUGCUGCUGCUCAACAACAGCUUGAGGCAGCAUAUACUCCCUUAGCACUUACUCUGAGGGAUGCCAUUAAUUCCACUUCAUCAAUCACCCAAAAUCUUACUACUGAAUUGAUUGACGGCCAGCGGAAGCUAGUAGCUCUAGUCGCUGCAGGAAACACAAAAGCGGCAAAUCCAAUUUCUAUGCAGCAGACUGGUGCACCCAUGCCCGGUCUUCCUGAGAUGGUAAACAUUAGUUUCCAGCAUGUGCAGGUCGAGGCACCUCUGGAUCCAAGAAAGGAACUCUCAAGAUUAAUAUCCGAAUGCAAGUACGAGGAAGCUUUCGCAAUUGCUCUACAAAGAAGCGAUGUAUCCAUCGUGUCCUGGCUAUGCACACAGGUCGAUUUGCGUGCUAUUUGUUACACCGUACCACUUCCUUUAAGUCAAGGAGUUCUGCUAGCCCUUCUGCAGCAGCUAGCAUGCGACAUCGGCACUGAGGCGUCAAGGAAAGUGAGUUGGAUGACAGACGUGGCCUUAGUAAUCAACCCAACAGAUCCAAUGAUCACUUCAUACAUACAGCCAAUCCUCGAGCAGGUUUACAACAUCCUUGCCCACCAAAGAUCACUUCCCACGACGAGUGCCUCCGACGUUACUAAUAUGCGUCUAGUAAUGCACGUUAUAAAUUCUGUACUUAUGAGCUGCAAGUGAUCUACGCCGAGGUCGGUGAUUCUUGAGGUAUGUGAAUGUUUACUAGUACGGUAGGAAUUGAUUUGUAGCUAAAGGCUGUGUAAAGAAAUGAACAAGCAAAAGCCCAAAAAAAAAGAGGAGGAAGAGAGGGUUGGUUUGAGGGUUAUUUUUUGCCGUGACGUAGUGAUCAAUAUAAUUACUCUAUUCUUGGAA
Musa acuminata subsp. malaccensis (wild Malaysian banana) is the source of this 4532-nucleotide messenger RNA. NCBI's taxonomy places the organism in Eukaryota, Viridiplantae, Streptophyta, Magnoliopsida, Zingiberales, Musaceae. The record is from RefSeq and is a predicted model, not a curated record.